AUGCCGCUUAUCGAGUCGCUGCUGCUGUAUCAGCCGGAGAGCGUGUAUCACUUCAUCCACGACUUCGUGGACGAGCAGAAGGCUGGUCGCUUUUCGCAUCCUCCGCGGAGCGUGGGCUAUGCUAAGAAGCUCACGAACCGCCGCAAAAUGGCCGACUUCAUGUCGACCAGCGUGAUCCCAGUCAUGGAUGACCUCGCGAAGCAGAUUCUACGCGAAAAACCCAACUCUGUCAAAGCUUUCAUCAAGGACGUGGUUGCUGCACGCAUUGCUAUUGAGUCUGAGGAGACGUCAAAUCAACCCGAGGCCGAGGUUCACUUCUGUGUAAACGACCGCGUAUUGUGUCGAUACAAAGGCCGACCGAAAUUCUUUCCAGGCACCAUCACAGCCAUCGAUGACAACGGGAGUUUUACUGUCUUAUACGACGAUGGCAAGACAGAGAGCAAUGAACAGCCGAAGGUUACCCGAACAAUGGACAUUGUGCUCCUGAUCAUUGGAAUCGACGGAGCGGGGAAAACUACACUACUGUCGACCUUACAAGGCGAUCUGGACAAGGAGCACGUGCCCAGCGCAGGCUUCACUUCUGCCACGUUCCAAACCGAGACCGGAUCGGCCACUUUCUACGACCUCGGAGGAGGCCCGACAUUUCGAAAUGUCUGGAAGGAAUACUACGCUGAUGUUCACGGCGUCAUUUUCGUGGUGGAUUCAUCAAGUGAGAAUGCAGUACUCCAGGCUGCAAAUGUGCUGGAAGAGUCGAUGGCAAACGAGGUUAUGGCCAACAAACCCUUGCUAAUUUUUGCCAACAAACGAGAUCACGCCGACGCAAUUGCGGAGCAGGAAAUGCCAAAUUUACUGCGCUUGAACAAGUUCCCGAGCUCCACGAUCGUACCGUGCAUUGCCAAGCCAGCAGUCAACGGUGGUGCUGUAGACGAGCGCCUUGAAUCAGGACUCCAGUGGCUGUUUGAUCAGGUCCACAACGACUUUGAUGCGCUUCACGAACGUGUUCAACGAGAUCUCGUGCAGAAGAAGAAACUUGACCAGCAACGGCGGGAAGAGCAGCGCGCGCGGGUUUCGCGAUGGAAAGAGGAGCGAGAGCUGAACCAGAUGCGAGCACACGACAAGCCUUCUAUCGAGGAGCAACCCAGCAGCACAUCAUCUACGGCAGCAAAACCAGAAGAAACCGUGAUAUACUGCUCCAACUGCAGUACGGCACCAGCAGUAGUGAAAUGUGCUGCGUCGAAAUGGAUGCCCGUAUGCGAAGACUGCGCAACAGCUCUAAGAAGUCAGAAUCAAUGA
Molecule: messenger RNA, 1293 nt
Organism: Phytophthora sojae
Lineage: Eukaryota; Oomycota; Peronosporomycetes; Peronosporales; Peronosporaceae
Exons: 5
Coding region: 1-1293 (430 amino acids)
Molecular function (GO): GTPase activity; GTP binding
Source: RefSeq, a predicted model, not a curated record